This is a messenger RNA of Nannizzia gypsea CBS 118893, 1014 nucleotides long. Its product is annotated as L-fucose-specific lectin. The transcript is spliced from 5 exons. The coding region runs from base 1 to 1014 and encodes 337 amino acids. Lineage: Eukaryota; Fungi; Ascomycota; Eurotiomycetes; Onygenales; Arthrodermataceae. The record is from RefSeq and is a predicted model, not a curated record.
AUGAAAUUGCUUCACUUCACUAUCUUUCUCCAAGUUUCCCUGUUCUCAGCGAACAGCUUUGCGCAGGCGAGUGGAAACAACACCGAGCCUGAAGUCCAGCGGACUCUUCCUGGUACCGGGAUCGCCGCCGUCAACUCCGUUAAUUUACUACGGAUCUAUAGCCAAGAUUCAUCGGGCGGCAUUCGGGAAGCCAGAUUCGAAGGCUAUUGGAGCGGAGGCCUCGCCAAUGACACAGUUGCAAAGGCCAAGGUUUAUUCGUCAAUUGCUGCCGCCUCUGAUGAUCUCGAGCUAAUCCGCGUCUACUAUCUGUCGCCGAACAACACCCUUGGAGAAGCUGCAUCUGAUUCGCAAAGCGAGUGGUACACUGGCUCAAUUAACAGUUAUAAUUUUCAGGUUGCAUCCCAUUCACGGCUAGCUGCAGUAUUUGUUCCUAGCAGCCGAAGUCCACGAUUACGCGUAUAUGCCCAGCUAUGGGAUAACACUAUACAGGAGUUUGGAUUUGAUGUUGGUCGAGGAUGGCAACGUCUAGCCAACUUUGGACCUGCGCUACCAGGUACAGGUAUAGCUGCUCUGACGUAUAGCACAGGCUUACGAAAAUCAACCACUCGUGUCUAUUUCCAAGCCACAGACCGCCACGUUGUUGAAAGAGUCUAUGAGGGCCAAUCGUGGACUGACGGAGGUAUCGUUGUGCGAACGGCCAAGCCGCGCACCCCCCUAGCGGCCACCAGCUUCGUACUGACUCCUGGAAAUCCACAAAGUGUCAGGGUGUAUUAUGGCACCGAGGACAAUCGCAUUCUCGAAAAAGGAACUGAAGGGGGCAUUUCCUGGUAUGAUGGCGCAUUUGAGCAUUCAGCCAUCCCUGACUCCCAAGUGGCCGCCUUGGACUGGGGAAAUGGCGGCGUCUUCAACAUCAGACUUUACAUCCAGGAUGGGACGUUUAAAAACGGGAUAAGUGAAUGGGCUUGGUUCCGCCGUUCGUGGCGCCGAGGAAUCGUUGCAAUCCCGCCUGCAUAA